AGUUGAAUUUCAAACAGCAAGCAAUAAGAAAGCGUUGAACAAGCGCACAAAAAACUUCAAACAAAAUCUAAAACAAAUUUUUUACUAAAAACAAAGUGAAAGAACUGCUUUUAAAUUUUCCUAUAACUGUAAAGUGAAUAAACUAAAUACUAAAGAAAAAAUGUCAUCUCUACCAUUGAUCUUGAGCUUGGCUGAUGAUUUGAGCCGCUUGACACCAUUCUACGAACCAGUGUUCUACACUCGUUGGCCCGCCGUUACCACCUCACCCGGAGGCCGCUUGCGCAAAUUGGAUAAAGAUUUACCCGUAGCAACUGUGGGAAAAGAUGGCUUCCAAGCCAGUAUGGAUGUACAGCAGUUCAAGCCCAGUGAGUUGAGUGUGAAAGUAGUCGAUGAUCACAUCGUGGUCGAGGGUAAACACGAGGAGCGUGAAGAUGAUCAUGGUUACAUAGCACGUCACUUUGUUCGUCGCUACGCUUUGCCAAAAGGAUUCCAGGCCGAUAAAGUGGUUUCCACAUUGUCUUCGGAUGGCGUGUUAACAGUUAGUGUACCAAAGCCUGCCAUCGAAGAUAAGUCCAACGAACGUGUGAUCCAAAUUCAACAAACUGGACCAGCUCAUUUGAAUGUAAAGGACAAUUCUGAGGAAACUACCAAAGAAGAGAAAGCAAAAGCGUGAUUCCUAUAUACAUAUGUAUAUCAUUAACUUAAUUCAUAAGCAUUGUAUAAAAGUAUUCAUUUGAUCUGUUAUCAAAUUAUUUGGUUAUUAAGAAAAAAGUCUGAAAUUUAAGUUUU
Messenger RNA from Bactrocera tryoni, 789 nucleotides. RefSeq names its product heat shock protein 23-like. Gene Ontology annotation, molecular function: protein folding chaperone. The coding region runs from base 161 to 673 and encodes 170 amino acids. The transcript has a single exon. The record is from RefSeq and is a predicted model, not a curated record. Lineage: Eukaryota; Metazoa; Arthropoda; Insecta; Diptera; Tephritidae. Gene Ontology annotation, biological process: response to heat; protein refolding.